This is a messenger RNA of Oikopleura dioica, 3858 nucleotides long. The record is from the annotation of a GenBank genome assembly. NCBI's taxonomy places the organism in Eukaryota, Metazoa, Chordata, Appendicularia, Copelata, Oikopleuridae.
AUGAUUUUAUUUUGCGGGCUGAUAAGCCUCGCCUUUGGCCAAGAUCCGCCGGCUUGUACAUUUACUCAAUAUCCUGCUGAACAAGGAGAAGGAGUUGACGCAAAAUGCGUGGCUGCCCCUGUUUAUGACCCCGAUUUCGGUACUUGUACAAACCCACCAAGUGGAACACCGACAUUAUAUGGAUCUGUUAUGAAUAAGGCCAAUUCAAUCGCGAGAGUCUUCAAGAAUUACAAUGAUAUGCACGAAGGAUUCUAUGCGGACAAGUUUGAUCUUGACCUUAAUACCUUUAAUAUUGAGUCCGUGGUGGAUGGACGAAUCUCUUACUGUACGAACAAUCCUGCUCUCGGAAGUGAAAGUGGACAUUGCACAGAAAUUCAGCCAGCGCAACUGGCUCAAAAUUACUUUUACGUCGACAGCGGAAGUUUGAAGCUCAGCAAUGCGGUGGAUAUGAAACUAAUUGGAGGCCCUCGACAUAUGAUCAAACUCAAAACAACUAGCAACUGUUUCAUUUACUACAAAGUAUUCAUCUUCCCCGAUCCCUCCCAGCCACUUGCCGGGGAAAUUUCUCUUCUCGAUAGCACCCCAAGCAACAGGAUUCUCGAACAUCUUGGUCUGCCAACAUCAAGUCUGAUCAAUAAUGGCUUCGAUCCUCUUUUCAAAUUGGAUAUUUAUGAUAACGUCUUUUGUGCGAUCCGAGAUGAGUGUAGAAUUUCUAAUGGCAUUUGUCUCUAUUCAAGCACGGAUCUUAGUGAAAAAGUGGCCGCUGAUAUGUGGGGUAUAAGCACAACUUCUACUGAGUUUGGAAAUCCUAAAAUUGUUUCUGGCCCGAAAAUUGAACUCGGUCAAAGUUCUACCAAAGAGGCGAGUCUUGCUGAAAUGGCAAAACGCUGGUAUUCGCAGGAUGAUUCGGGCAACUGGCUCAGAUUCGCCCCACAAUCUCCAUUUUGUACGAUAGAUGUUCAAUUUGAUUGGAUCUCGUACCCAGGGAGUACGCUCGUCGAUGAUGUCAAUAAAAAAGAAAUCCUGACAAUCGACGAUGUGAACAUCGAAGGAGCAUUUCAGAAUAUUCUCUUAGCUGAUGCUAAUAUUAGUUCCAACUUAUAUUUCCAGUAUGAGGCAUAUGCACGUGAGCAUCCUACUGAAAUUGAGUCCUACUUUCAAGACCUCGUUGGGAUCCAGGAUGUGGACGAUUUGCCAGCGAUUUUUGUCGAAGAUCAAAGCUGUCAAUCAUAUCUUGACUGUAUCAGUACCAUUGGUGACCAGUUUGAGAUUUUUCAAUCCUACGAAAAUUGCAAAACUGGAGAAACAUUGCUAACUAUGAAUACUGAUCUUUUCGUGGUCGAUGGUGACCGACAGAUUGACAACACAAAUGUUGAUUAUGAGCUGCUUCCAUCAGCGAGUUUUGAGCUCUCAGGCUCGGCGAUUUCCUGCGCCACUGCUCUUUCUCCCGGAAAACAUGAGUUCACGCUGAAAGCUGUGCAGGACGACCGAGAGGAUAGAACUUCUUACUUGACAGUAGUGGUCACUAUUGAAGACCCAGAUGUUGACUGGAGUACAAUCAUCACUACUCCUGAUGACACCGCCAAUUAUGAAUAUAUCGAUGCUCCGAGCUACGUUCGAAAUACAGAGGACCAGUCGGUGUUUAAACUUUCAAUUCCAGUCUUUCCUCCAGCUGGCCAGGAGGUCAUUCUCCUUUCCAAGACUCCGGGAUACAUUUUCACCGAUAGCUUUGAGCUUCUCAAAACAGGAGGAAGCAGCACUACAUUUUCGGACACGGUGGAUUUGGUCGUUCAAGUCUUGCUUCUUGAAAAUGGCGCGGUUAUUGCUCGAGAAGAUGAUCUUUCUUUGGGAGUUUUCAAUAUUGAAGAAAAAAUGUUCACAACAACUGUGGAACCAACGACUCCAGUGUUUACUGAAGCUUCCACUGAAGCUAUCACGUGUGAACCUUGCGCACCGGUUGUGACUUGUCCUGAACUGACCACUGAGACCCCAGUUACUUGUCCAGAGACCAUAACAUGUCCCGAGAUCACUUUCCCCACAGUCACGUGCCCCGAAAUAACUUUCCCGACCGAGCCAAUCGUAACUUGCCCCGAGGUCACUUGCCCGACUUACACUUGCCCCGAAGUAACUUACCCAACAGAACCUACCGUCACCUGCCCCGAGGCUACAACUCAAGAAUGUCCUGAGGUCAUCUGCCCGACUUUUUCACCAAUUACUUGCCCAACGGUUACGACUCAAAAAUCAGAGACAGUGUCAUGUCCAGCAUGUCCUGAAGCUACUUGCCCAGUGGUGUCAACGACAGCACCAGAGGCAGUUUCUUGCCCUGUCUGUCCAGAAACCACUUGUCCAGUAGUGACGACAACGGCUUCUGAUACAGUAACAUGUCCUAUCGUUACCUGUCCUACUUUUUCGCCAACAACCCCGGGACAAUGUGAGCCUUGCGUAUGCACAACAAAUGCUCCUCCAACGACAGACGGGGAUGAUGACUGCGAGCUGUUCGAAAUCUUGACAUAUGUGAUGAGCGCUCUAACAGGCAUGUUCCUGAUCACAACGAUCGUUUUCUUCGUCUUGUGGUGCAGAGCGAGACGCGAUGAUGACGACAAUGAGGCCUGGGUGCCGGAAUCUGAUAAUGUCGAGGAAGAAGGAACUGAUGAUGAUGAGCCAGUAAUGGAGCCACUCGAGCCAAUCGGAAGACCGGAAGUCAAAGUCAACGAAACUCUAGUCCAGGAACAGUACGAAAAUACAGCGUUUACAUCUGAAGAACCGAAACCGAAAGUGGUUCCAGUUCCGGUUCCAAUGAGAGAUCCAUCUCCACCUCCAGCUGAUUCUCCCGCCGUUUCGAGCCGUGGUGUUCCCGCUCCAAUGGUCGUUCCAAUGGCUCAAGCUCAUCUCCCAGUCAGUGACAAACUUCAAGACCCAAUUUACCAUACACUGGAGGACCAUGAAGUGACUCUCAAAGGCGUUAUUAAAUCUGGAAAGAUUGCGAGUGUCCGGGAAGUGCUCUUGCGGAAGGACGGCGACACCAAACAUGCAGUGGCGGUAGUGCUCAAUGUUGAAUUAGCGACUGAUAAGACCUUUGGAGAAAUCAACAAACGCAUUAGAAUUGAUACACAAAUUUCCGAAAUGCGUCAUCAAAAUGUGCUGAAAUAUUUCGGAGCCUGGUGCGAAGUCGACAAGCUAUUCAUGGGCUACGAAUUAGCGGAGAAAGGAAAGCUGGACGAGCAUCUCCGCCAAACUCGACUUACAGGCAAUGCUGUUUCGAACAUGUCCAAUUAUCAAAUUAUGAAAAUCCUGGUCAAUAUUGUCGAAGGCCUGGCGCAUUUGCACAGCCGAGGAAUAAUUCACGGCAACUUGCAAGCGAGCGUAAUCUACCUGACAGAAGAAAACAUUCCCAAAAUAGGCAAAGUAUGCAAUAACCAAAUCAAAUCCAACGACCGCAAUUUAUGGCGCUGGUGGGCGCCAGAAGUAUUCGAAAAUGGCCAGAAGCAUUCGCGCGAGGCCGAUAUUUGGGCGUUUGGCGUUGUCAUGUGGGAAGUGUGUACGUUUGGUGGACUGCCGUACAAUGACGUUGAUUUGGAUCAACUGAGUCAAUACGUCAAAUAUGACAGACUUGGCAUGCCGAAGAACGUCUCUCCCGAAGUCUACACUUUCAUGACAAAUUGUUGGAAGAGCGACCCGCGACUGAGGCCGGACGCAAACCAACUGGUGGCGCUGCUGAGCGAGCGGCUUGUAGACGACCAAUCAUACGCCUUUUUGGAAAGACCACGGGACUUCCAACAUGUUCCAACAACCGUCCAAGCUCCUUCCGUGAAGGAAACACAAGUUUACUCAGACACUAUCUCACGUUCUGCCUUUUAG